Molecule: messenger RNA, 1713 nt
Organism: Photinus pyralis (common eastern firefly)
Lineage: Eukaryota; Metazoa; Arthropoda; Insecta; Coleoptera; Lampyridae
Product: probable G-protein coupled receptor AH9.1
Exons: 2
Coding region: 372-1445 (357 amino acids)
Biological process (GO): G protein-coupled receptor signaling pathway
Cellular component (GO): membrane
Molecular function (GO): G protein-coupled receptor activity
Source: RefSeq, a predicted model, not a curated record
UAAGCGCAUAAAUGUGUCAUAUAAUAACUGUAUAGGUAAACAUUAGAAGCGAAAAUAUUUAGUACCUACCAUCUGAAACCAAAUCAAUUCGCAAUAUUAAUGUUUUCCAUUUCGUAUCAAUUAAUCCAUUUUCUUCCAUAAAAAAGUGAUACGGCAAAUCCAAUUAUCAAUACAAACUAUGAGUGAUGAGUGCGCCGGUUAUUAUAUACGUGUUGUACUUAUUACAUUAUUUCAUUGCACGUCGCACAAAGUUAUAGUUUUAACGCAAUAUACUGUACGUACACCGGAUGUAUUUAUUUAUGCCUUAUUAGUCACUAUACCUACAUACAAUUUGAACGAAUAUACCACUCUGCCGUAUUUAUGUUACGAACAUGGGCGUUCCCAAAUGUAAUAAUCAACUUUCCUCUUUGGAUGAAUUUGAAGUGUCUACAAAGGAUCUUCGCCGCAUAGCAUACACAAUAAUAGCGCCAGGACUAAUCGUAGUUGGUAUAUUUGGAAACGUGUUAAAUCUCUUAGUUUUAAGUAAACCGUUCUUUAAUAACUGUACGAGGAUAUAUCUGAGAGCGUUGGCAAUUGCUGAUGUUAGUAUUCUACUUUUUGAUAUAAGUAUGGUAUUGCGUUUGAGUGAUUCAAUAGGGCACUCUUUCUAUACGGCCGUGUUCUUUGCCUACAUCGAAAUGCCGUUACUAACUACGUUCAUUGCGUUUAGUGUCUACAUCAUCACUUGCCUUACAAUUGAUAGAUAUAUAUCGGUCUGUUCUCCAACAACUUUCAACUCUUUUCACACGUGCAAAAUGGCUAAGGGUGCAAUUUUGGUUUGUAUGGGCAUAGCAGUUUUGUUCGCUUCUCCAUUGUACCUACUGAAAACUACAUGCUGGACGGAAAUAUGCCAGUUGAGUUUCAUGGAUAAUGUCACUGUUACUGACACAACAUAUUGGCGCACUUACAUUAUCGUCUCAGAACUAAUGAUGCGAAUGGGACCUGCAUUCGUUGUCGCCAUUUUAAACAUUUUAAUUAUAAAGAAAUUAAAGGCUCUCAAAAAACUGCGUCACAAGUACAGUCCAUCUUUAAAGUACAACAAAGACGAUGGACUCGCGAACUACACGAACAAAAACAAAAAGUACAAGGACGAACAGCAACUGAUCACGUUACUUCAAAUGAUAUCCCUUCUUUUUCUAAUAACAAUUACACCAGCAUCCUUUUUAUCAAUUUGGUAUACAUUUCGAGACGAUAAUAGUUUAGGUUUUGAAAGGUUUCGAACAGCAGCAAAUCUGCUAGAGAUGGCAAAUUUUGCAUUAAAUUUCUUUGCAUAUUUCCUGUGUAGUAGGGAAUUCCGUAAAGCAUUGGCGAACGUUUUUCAAAAAGUUAUAAACUAUAAAUGUUAUAGAGAAAACUUUUGUAAACGAAAUAAUCAACAAAUUGCCAUCAUUAUCGAAAACUUCUAGUUAUUAAUUAAGAUGUUGUACCUAUAAUGUGGAUUGUUUAUUAAUUGUAAAAGUAUUUUAACUUGAAAUGUGCUAGAUUUUUAAGUUCUCAAAUGAAUUUGCCACAACGUGUACUUGUAUUAAAAUAUAACAAAACUGUUGCUCAAUACAAAGCUUUCAAUUUAGUAGCGAGUCUGCAAACUAUAGUAGCAAAUGUAUUUAAUUUGGCGCUCUCGUUUACAAAUAAAACGGAUAUAGCCUUUAGAAAGUGCAAAAUAAAUGUUUUCAA